AUGGCUUCUUCGGUGCGUAUGGAGCGUCUACGCAAGCUCGUCCAAGCAGAUGUGGAUGCACUGCCGGAUCGCGCCGUCUCGCCAGAAGCUGAUUCUGCGUCUGUGGGCGACAGCGAGGGCACUGGUGGCGUUUCUCUGGAGCUCGAGCAGUCAAAGACGUCUCCUAACGAGCAAAUUCCGCCCAACAACACUAACUCGCCUACAAAGGAAGCACGUGCAGCCUCAGACGCUGAGGGGAACCCUGAACGAAAAUUCAUUUGGAUCAAAGACGCCGCAAGCUCGUACAAUCCGGCGCCUAUGCCACUGCUGCCUACCGGCCUUCCCAGGGCUGCAACUAAGCCCCCAGUUAACCACCUCCAGCCCGGCGACCUUACGUCCGCUGGCCACUUCUUCACACCCAUUCAGGCACUAGCCAAGUAUCCAUACAAGUUCUGCAACAAGGAUCACAUGCAAGCGAUUGCCUCGUGGUUUUUCGCUCACGGUAAAUUCUGGGAGCGCGAGUGGGACUUAUACUACGUCUGGGACGUCAAGCCUACCAAACCCGUCAUCCUUGUUCGUGAGAGCCAAGUGUACGCUUUGUUGAAGGAGAUCAACGAUCAUCUUAAGCUUGCUCUUCGUAUCACCAAUCAGCAACGCGAAGAAGGCCUAGUCUCUUGCUUUCCAGAUCAUCCACGCUGUCUUCCUCGUUAUCUCGGGCGCUCCCACUCGCGCGAGGAUUACGACAACAUGGUCGAAAACACUCCAAAUGACAUGUUCCGCGCUGCAGGCGAGCCUUCGCAUCCUCCACUUGAGGGCCAUACCUUGGAAGACUUCAAGCAGCAGAUGGAGGAGCUGGCCGACAUCCAGAAAGCCAAGAAUAAAGCCACGAGGGCAAAGAGGCAGCUAGAUCGACACGGCAAACAGAGGUCUAUGGCGGAUCAGUUCAAGCGCACACAGCGAUAUCUCGGUCUACGUCCUGGUAUGAUGGAUGUCACAGCACAACCGCCUUCACUAGGCGCUGUCGACCCGAUGUCACCCGCUCCGUUCAUCUUUGAUCAGUCGGUGGUGUUUGUCUGCGUCGAUGCUGAGUCUUACGAGAGGGCUCAUCACAAGAUUACAGAGAUUGGCGUGGCUACGUUGGAUACCCGCGAGUUGAUAGGGGUUGCACCCGGUAUUGAUGGCGCAAACUGGAGGAAUCUUAUUCGUGCCCGUCACUUCCGAGUCAACGAAUACCGCCACUUGGUCAACACCGAUUUCGUCACUGGCUGUCCCGAUAAUUUCGACUUCGGCCAGUCGACUCUUGUGAAUUUGGAAGACGCCGCGCUGCACGUUGCUGCUUGCUUUCACCCACCUUUCGGCGCGCAUCAUUCCAACGGCGUUUCGGACAUUGCGACCCUAAUGAGUAAUACAGACGUCAACGAGAAGCGCAACAUCAUCUUCCUUGGUCACGACACGUUAGGCGACGUUAAAUAUCUUCAACAGCUGGGUUACGAUCCGAUGAUGGUGGAAAAUAUCCUCGAAGCUUUGGACACUUCAGUCAUGUACCGGGUCUGGCGCCGCGAACAGCAGCCUACAAGCUUGGGCAAGAUUCUCUUGGCAUUCGACAUUCCUGGUUUCCAUCUCCACAACGCAGGCAACGACGCUGCCUUUACUGUUCAGGCUAUGUUGGCUAUCUGCGUUCGCGAAGCCGCCAUUCGUGGUUCUACCGAACUCGACAAUAUGCGAAGCGAAGAGAAGGCUAUCAGAUUGGCAGCUGCCAUGGACGAUGCGAAACAAAGGGUAGAGGAGGAAGCAGAGGGCUGGAGCGACCAUGAAGCCGAAGGAGACGGUGGUGCACCCGUACCACUUUCCGCAAAUGAUGCACCAAAGCCGGCCCCAGCACAGGUCAACUCUUUCGAUCUCAACAGUCGCGGUAAUGGCCGCGGUAAUGGCCGCGGUAGAGGACGCGGUCGAGGAGGCCCCACGUAUGACUACCCAAUCUCCAGCGAUACCUACCGUGGAGGUGGGUAUCGAGGCUCAGGUCGCGGCCAAUUGAACGGAAGAGGUCGAGGUUCUAAUUCUGGACGGGGUGGUGGUUACGUCGACUUCUCUCCUCAGGCAACAUACCAUUGGUGA
Molecule: messenger RNA, 2094 nt
Organism: Cucurbitaria berberidis CBS 394.84
Lineage: Eukaryota; Fungi; Ascomycota; Dothideomycetes; Pleosporales; Cucurbitariaceae
Exons: 3
Coding region: 1-2094 (697 amino acids)
Cellular component (GO): nucleus
Source: RefSeq, a predicted model, not a curated record